Camelus dromedarius (Arabian camel) is the source of this 8760-nucleotide messenger RNA. It is a transcript of the gene KIF21B, whose product is annotated as kinesin family member 21B. Gene Ontology annotation, cellular component: microtubule associated complex. Gene Ontology annotation, biological process: mitotic spindle organization; microtubule-based movement; spindle elongation. Lineage: Eukaryota; Metazoa; Chordata; Mammalia; Artiodactyla; Camelidae. Bases 284 to 5137 code for a protein of 1617 amino acids. The record is from RefSeq and is a predicted model, not a curated record. The transcript has 35 exons. Gene Ontology annotation, molecular function: microtubule binding; ATP binding; microtubule motor activity.
CGCGCGGGUGCCGCGCUGUGGGGAGCCGGUCGCGCCGCGGGCUGUCAGCUGGCUCCGCGCCGCUGCCCGAUGGCGCGAGGGGGCGCGCGGGCCCGGGCCCGGGGGGCUUCCCCCGAUCGCGGGUGAGCCCUCCGCCGGCCGCCCGCGAGCAUGUCACCUCCAGCCGCCGCAGCCUCCGCCCGCAACGCCCGCGUCCCGGCCUCCCGCAGCCGCAGCCACCGCCCGGGGCAUUGGCCCCCAGACCCCCGCCCCUGAACGACGCGGGACCCGGCGCCGGAGCACCAUGGCUGGCCAGGGGGACUGCUGCGUCAAGGUGGCCAUCAGGAUCCGGCCUCAGCUGUCAAAAGAGAAGAUUGAGGGCUGUCACAUCUGCACCUCGGUCACCCCGGGGGAGCCCCAGGUUCUCCUGGGGAAGGACAAGGCCUUCACCUAUGACUUUGUCUUCGACCUGGACACCUGGCAGGAGCAGAUCUACUCCACCUGCGUGAGCAAGCUGGUGGAGGGCUGCUUCGAGGGCUACAAUGCCACGGUGCUGGCUUAUGGGCAGACGGGGGCCGGGAAGACAUACACUAUGGGCACUGGCUUCGAUGUGACGACAUCGGAGGAGGAGCAGGGCAUCAUUCCGAGGGCCAUCGCCCACCUCUUUGGGGGCAUCGCUGAGCGCAAGCGGCGGGCACAGGAGCAGGGUGUGGCUGGGCCCGAGUUCAAAGUCAGCGCCCAGUUCCUGGAGCUCUACAACGAGGAGAUCCUGGACCUCUUCGACAGCGCCCGCGACCCCGACGCCCGCCACCGCAGGUCCAACAUCAAGAUCCACGAGGACGCCACUGGCGGCAUCUACACCACGGGCGUCACCUCCCGCCUCGUCAGCUCCCAGGAGGAGCUGAUCCAGUGCCUGAAGCAGGGCGCCCUGUCGCGCACCACGGCCAGCACCCAGAUGAAUGUGCAGAGCUCCCGCUCCCACGCCAUCUUCACCAUCCACGUGUGCCAGAUGCGUGUGUGUGCCCAGCCUGACCUGGUGAACGAGGCCAUGGCUGGGCUUCCUGAGGGCGCCGCUCCCACGAGUGAGUUUGAGACGCUCACUGCCAAGUUUCACUUUGUGGACCUGGCCGGCUCGGAGCGGCUAAAGCGGACGGGGGCCACCGGCGAGCGGGCCAAGGAGGGCAUCUCCAUCAACUGUGGCCUGCUGGCCUUGGGCAACGUGAUCAGCGCCUUGGGGGACCAGAGCAAGAAAGUGGUGCACGUGCCCUACAGGGACUCCAAGCUCACCCGGCUCCUCCAGGACUCACUGGGCGGCAACAGCCAGACCAUCAUGAUCGCCUGCGUGAGCCCCUCGGACCGUGACUUCAUGGAGACGCUGAACACACUCAAGUACGCCAACCGGGCUCGUAACAUCAAGAACAAGGUGGUGGUGAACCAGGACAAGACCAGCCAGCAGAUCAGCGCGCUGCGGGCUGAGAUCGCGCGCCUGCAGAUGGAGCUGAUGGAGUACAAGGCGGGCAAGAGGGUGAUGGGGGAGGACGGCACCGAGGGCUACAGUGACCUGUUCCGGGAGAACGCCAUGCUGCAGAAGGAGAAUGCGGCGCUGCGCCUGCGAGUGAAGGCCAUGCAGGAGGCCAUCGACGCCAUCAACAACCGCGUCACACACCUCAUGAGCCAGGAGGCCAACCUGCUUCUGGCCAAGGCCGGAGACGGCAACGAGGCCAUCGGUGCUCUGAUCCAAAACUACAUCCGGGAGAUUGAGGAGCUGCGGACCAAGCUCCUGGAGAGCGAGGCCAUGAAUGAGUCCCUGCGUCGCAGCCUCUCCAGGGCCUCGGCCAGGGGCCCCUACUCCCUGGGUGCAUCCCCGGUCGCCCCAGCCAGCUCCAUGGAGGAUGCCUCUGAGGUCAUCCGCAGGGCCAAGCAGGACCUGGAGCGGCUCAAGAAGAAGGAGGUCAGGCAGCGGAGAAAGAGCCCAGAGAAGGAGGCCUUCAAAAAGAGGGCGAAAAUCCAACAGGAAAACAGCGAGGAGACCGAUGAGAAUGAGGCUGAGGAGGAGGACGAGGAGCAAGAGGAGAGCGGCUGUGAGGACGAGGACGAGGACUCAGGCAGCGAGGAGAGCCUGGUGGACUCGGACUCGGACCCCGAGGAGAAGGAAGUGAACUACCAGGCGGACCUGGCCGACCUGACCUGCGAGAUCGAAAUCAAGCAGAAGCUGAUUGACGAGCUGGAGAACAGCCAGCGGCGGCUGCAGACGCUCAAGCACCAGUACGAGGAGAAGCUGAUCCUGCUGCAGAACAAGAUCCGGGACACGCAACUGGAGCGCGACCGCGUGCUGCAGAACCUCAGUACCAUGGAGUGCUACACGGAGGAGAAGGCCAACAAGAUCAAGGCCGACUACGAGAAGAGGCUGCGGGAGAUGAACCGCGACCUGCAGAAGCUGCAGGCCGCACAGAAGGAGCACGCGCGGCUGCUCAAGAACCAGUCUCGCUACGAGAGGGAGCUGAAGAAGCUGCAGGCCGAGGUGGCCGAGAUGAAGAAGGCCAAGGUGGCCCUGAUGAAGCAGAUGCGGGAGGAGCAGCAGCGGCGGCGGCUUGUAGAGACCAAGAGGAACCGGGAGAUCGCUCAGCUCAAGAAGGAGCAGCGGCGACAGGAGUUUCAGAUCCGGGCUCUGGAGUCCCAGAAGCGGCAGCAGGAAAUAGUCCUGAGGAGGAAAACCCAGGAGGUUUCUGCACUGAGGCGCCUGACCAAGCCCAUGUCUGAGCGGGUGGCGGGGCGAGUGGGCCUGAAGCCGCCUAUGCUGGACUCCGGGGCUGAGGUGUCGGCCAGCACCACCUCGUCCGAGGCCGAGUCGGGGGCCCGCUCCGUCUCCAGCAUCGUGCGUCAGUGGGACCGCAAAAUGGGCCACUUCUUGGGGAACCACCCCACGCCUGCUGUGCCUGGCACCCGCCCUCCCAGGACCCCUUGGCCUUGGUCCCUCAGAAAGAAGUUCCAGAAGAAGGGGGCCAGCCAGAGCUUCAGCAAGGCUGCCAGGCUGAAGUGGCAGUCCCUGGAGCGGAGGAUCAUCGACAUCGUCAUGCAGAGGAUGACCAUCGUCAACCUGGAGGCCGACAUGGAGCGGCUCAUCAAGAAAAGGGAGGAGCUGUUCCUCCUGCAGGAGGCGCUGCGGAGGAAGCGGGAAAGGCUGCAGGCCGAGAGCCCGGAGGAGGAGAAGGGGCUGCAGGAGCUGGCGGAGGAGAUCGAGGUGCUGGCCGCCAACAUCGACUACAUCAAUGACAGCAUUGGUGACUGCCAGGCCACCAUCGUGCAGCUGGAGGAGACCAAGGAGGAGCUGGACUCCACAGACACGUCGGUGGUCAUCAGCUCCUGCUCGCUGGCUGAAGCCCGUCUCCUGCUGGACAACUUCCUGAAGGCGUCCAUCGACAAGGGGCUGCAGGUGGCUCAGAAGGAGGCCCAGAUCCGGCUGCUGGAGGGCCGGCUGAGGCAGACAGACAUAGCGGGUUCCUCCCAGAACCACCAGCUGCUGGACGCCCUGCGGGAGAAGGCGGAGGCCCACCCCGAGCUGCAGGCCCUCAUCUACAAUGUGCAGCAGGAGAACGGCUACGCCAGCACAGAUGAGGAGGUGUCCGAGUUCUCGGAGGGGAGCUUCUCCCAGUCGUUCACUAUGAAAGGCUCUACCAGCCAUGACGAUUUCAAGUUCAAGGGGGAGCCCACGCUGUCUGCCCAGAUGAAGGCCGUGUCGGCCGAGUGCCUGGGCCCCCCGCUGGAUGCCUCCACCAAGAACAUCACCAAGUCCCUGGCCUCCCUGGUGGAGAUCAAAGAGGACGGAGUGGGCUUCUCCGUCCGAGACCCCUACUACCGGGACAAGGUCUCGCGGACCAUCAGCCUGCCCACCAGAGGGAGCACUUUCCCCCGGCAGUCUCGAGGCGCCGAGACGUCCCCGCUGACCCGGAGGAAGUCUUACGACCGAGGGCAGCCCAUCAGGUCCACAGAUGGGUUCACACCCCCCUCAUCCCCUCCUACUCGGCCCCGCAACGACCGAAACGUCUUCUCUCGUCUCACCAGUAAUCAGAGCCAAGGAUCAGCACUGGACAAGUCUGAUGACAGCGACUCCUCUUUGUCGGAGGUCCUGAGGGGCACCAUCAUCCCUGUGGGAGGAGCCAAGGGCGCGCGGACGGCCCCGCUGCAGUGUGUCUCCAUGGCCGAGGGCCACACCAAGCCCAUCCUCUGCCUGGACGCCACGGACGAGCUGCUCUUCACAGGGUCCAAAGACCGCAGCUGUAAGGUGUGGAACUUGGUCACGGGGCAGGAGAUCGUUGCUCUGAAGGGCCACCCCAACAACGUGGUCUCCAUCAAGUACUGCAGCCACUCUGGGCUCGUGUUCUCUGUGUCCACCUCCUACAUCAAGGUGUGGGACAUCCGGGACUCGGCCAAGUGCAUCCGGACCCUCACGUCCUCAGGCCAGGUGGUCUCAGGCGAUGCCUGUGCCGCGGCGUCCACCCGCAGCAUCACCAGCGCCCAGGGGGAGCACCAGGUCAACCAGAUCGCCCUCAGCCCCUCGGGCACCAUGCUGUAUGCCGCCUCGGGAAACGCCGUCCGCAUCUGGGAGCUCAGCAGAUUCCAGCCCAUCGGCAAGCUGACUGGCCACAUUGGCCCUGUGAUGUGCCUGACGGUCACCCAGACCGCCAGCCAGCACGACCUGGUAGUGACCGGCUCCAAGGACCACUAUGUUAAGAUGUUCGAGCUGGGCGAGUGCGUGUCAGGCACCGUGGGCCCCACGCACAACUUUGAGCCCCCGCACUACGACGGCAUCGAGUGUCUGGCCAUCCAGGGGGACGUCCUGUUCAGCGGCUCCCGAGACAACGGCAUCAAGAAGUGGGACCUGGAACAGCAGGAGCUCGUGCAGCAAAUCCCCACCGCUCACAAGGACUGGGUGUGCGCCCUGGCCUUCGUCCCGGGACGCCCCAUGCUGCUGAGCGCCUGCCGUGCAGGCGUCAUCAAGGUGUGGAACGUGGACAACUUCACACCCAUCGGCGAGAUCAAGGGCCACGACAGCCCCAUCAACGCCAUCUGCACCAACGCCCGGCACGUCUUUACCGCCUCCAGUGACCUGACGGUGAAGUUCUGGACUGCCCGGCGCUUACCCAGCGGCACCCGCUAGGAGUGAGGUCAGAGGGCCGCCCGACCCUCCACCCAGCAGCCUGGACAGCGCGGAGAGGAAGCUGGGGCCAGAGGCCCCUCUGCUGCUCCCCGGCCUCUCCCCAGCCUCCUCACAGGGUACUGUCCACCCCCUCCUUGGGGACAGGGAGGUCGGGAGGAAAUUAAGCUGUGAAGCCAAAGGGCGUUUCCCGUCGUCUCUCUCCCCUCCACCCCUGGCCUCGGUUUUCUCUUGCUGAGCUGGCCAUGCCCUUCUUCCAGCCUUUGGCCCAGGGCAGGGCCUGUAGGGGAGGUGAGGCAGCCCCCCCACCGUGUUCCUCAGACGUGCAGGCCUCCCCUGCCUCCCCUGGUCCAGCCACUGCACCUGCCUCUGAGCCCAAAAAGAUAGCCCUCAGGUAACCGUGGAAACCAGGUGUCGGCAGCUGGGCGUGCAGCUGGCCUUCAGCCCCUCGGCCACCGGUAGCCACUCCCCGAGGACCCCAGUGCUCCCCUGGGCCCCUUUCUGAUGGGACCACAGUGGAGCUGCUGUAGCGCCUCCUUUGGGGAGAUGAGCAGGAUUCUUCAGUGGUUUAACUUAUUUAUUUUCACUUUUGCUGUUGCCUCCUGGAAACUGACUUGAAGUUUCUUCCCACAUCUUCUUUCCCUCCACUCUUGGGGGCCAGGAGUCCCAAAGGGGGUCCUACUCCCGCCCUCCAGGGCUGCCCCUCCAUUUGCUCUGCUCUGCAGCCCGGGCCUGCCCCCCUCCUUGCCCUGGAGACCACUCGAGUGCCCCGACUCUGGCCGCCUGCUGCGUCAGUGCCUUCCUCCGUUGGGGCUGGCACCCUUCCUGGGCAGCCUUACACCAGCCAUGCCCGCAGCGCCACAUGUGUCUUCUCACCACGGGGUCUCCUGCCCACGGCCCCCGCAUCCCAGAGCCGGGGCCCCACUGCCAGAGCCCUGCGUGGGCCACGUAGGAAGCAGCUCAGAGGCCCGUCCACCAUGACGUGGCUUGGAUGGUGCACCCGGCCCCGCCCCACCCCAGCCCCCUGCAUCUCACCCCAACCAGGCAGAGCCCCUAGCUUCUUUCUCUGGUUUCUCCGGAGAUGCGUUUUCAAGCCUUGACCGGCACAGGGAAUGGGGCUCUCCCUUUAGGAGAUCAGCGGAGGGAGGGACUUCACUGAGUUUCUUUGGGACUGUGGACUCCCAGCUCCAGAGACUUUGUUAAGUCCGCCUUCCAGCGGCAGGCGGGGCCCGGGAGGGAGCACGCUGUGCCUGCCCCUCCCCCGCCCUGACCUGUCCGCCUGCUUUUCCGAUGGUUAACUGGUCUUGUGCUUCCCGGCCUUUCUGGGCGCCGGGAGCCACGGCUCUGUUUAGAGGACACGGUGACCUGGGUCUUCCGGAGGUGGCCCUGGGCUCUGCCCUCGGUGCCCCUCCCUCCGCGGCAGGGCACUGAGCCUGCCCUGCGGGGCCCCAGCGCGUGGGCACCUGGCACACAGGGCAGAGGGAGGAACACGGCCUGUCCCCCUGCCCAGAGCUGCCCCUCAGGCUAAGAAAGUCGUCCUGCUGUGAGGGGCCCCUGCUUGAUGUGGGGGUGAAGUCUGAGCGAGCCGUUGUGCUGCAGGAAUGUGCCUGGAGCUUGGGACAGUCUGUUUUUGGGACUGGAGGCCCCUCCUACUCGGCCAUCCUGGGGGUGCCAGGAGCUCCCUCCGCCGCUCAGAAAAUAGUGUGAGCCUCCCUCACCCCUCUCCCUCUCCGCUCCCGUGGGAAGCUUCAAUCUUGCAACCUGGAAAGAAUUGUCUGCAUGACUGUUUACAAACUGUAGAAACACAAAAGACUGGCUGCCCAGCCUGGGGCGACCGGAUCGGCUGGACCGUAGCUGCAGGGUCUGUGCAGCCCGAGAGGUGCCCGGCAUCCUUGCCCGCUGCCUGCUGUUUCUGCUGGGCCAGCUACCUCAUGGUGGGGCCAGCUCUGCUGUCCAGGAGAAGCACUGACUCUGAACUUGAAGUCUUGGGAGCCACCCCAGCUGUGCUCCAGAGCGCUGAGGUCUGCCUGCUCCCUCAGGGACGUUGGGGAUCGUGGUUGGGGGCAGGCCCCCGGCACCCCUCACUGCACAAGCACCCUAAUGUCAGAAGCACAAAAUGGUGGUGAUUUGAGCACAAUGCAGGGCUGGCGGCAGGCAACCUGGACAAACCAGCCCAGGAGGCCCCCCCCAAGACAGGCUCUGUCCUACGUAGACUGAGGGUGCCCACGCCAGGCCGCCCUGCUCAGACGGGGCUUGGCCCGAGGCCUGUCCUCCCCGAAGGCUGGCCCUGCAGGCAGGCUGCGCAGGAGGGCAGGGGGCCCAGGAGUGCUGCCCUCUUACCCCCGCAGGCCCAGGUCUCUACCUGAGCCCAGGCGCAUCCCAGCCCCGGGAGCCUAGCGAGCCUGCACCCACAUCCCGGCUCCCGGGUUGAGCCCCGUGCAAGCGCUGAGGUGUCCUCCGUCCCCACUGCCUGCGGCCUCUCGGCACGGCCCUGUGCCAACCUCUGUCCUCAGUGUUAACCAGGUCAGUGUUUUCGUCCCUUUUGGGGCCUGACCCCUCGAAGGCAGCACUUGGAGUUGACCCGGGAGCGUGCCGAGGAAGGAGAGAGGUGGAGAGGCAGAGGCCAGCACACCCGCACCUUGGAGGUGGUCAGAGUGCCAAUUCUCCCUCGGGAGGGGACAGCUGUGGAUCUGGGAGGGGCUCCCUGCCCACCCACCGUGGCUGCAGUGUAGCCUAGGAAAUCUUGCGCCCUCGGUUGUCCAGUCCCGCUGCAGUUUAAAGCACAAACCACCGUAGGGAAGACUGUCCCCGGGACCUUCUCACACCGCCCAGUUCGGUGGAGUUGCAGAUUCCUGCCCUCUCCCGUGGCAAGGCCCGUGUUCCCCGGGUGCCCGAAGCAGUCUGGGCUGGAUGCGGGCUCACCCCUGGUCGUCCCGCCACGGCCUGUGCCCGGUGUGCUCACCGGCUUGCUGUGGGCAGGGCCUGCCUGCAAGAACCCUGAGCUCCUUUCUGCCGAGCGGCUGAAACCCAGUGUCUGCCUCUUUGCCACCCAGCCAGGAAACUGCAUGCUGCUCCCAGCUUGGCGAGGCCUCCUGCUCUGGGCUCAGGAGCUAGGGCAUGGCCAGUGCCCCCCUACGGCCCUCCUGGGCCUGGCCCUCCUCUCCUGGCUCCCAGACCCUUCCCUGCCCUCUGAUGUGCAAGGAUAGAGUUACAGGGGAAGUUCUGUUUUCCCUAAGGCAUCUUUGUGCUGUUCCCCCACUUCAGCGCUCAGAUGAGCUCCCAGCUCCCCCACACACCCCAGUCCAGCCCUUUGAACUGCUGUCCCGAGGGCCUUGCAGGGGACAGGGCUCUUGUUUGAAGAGCCACGGGUCAGAGAGGAACCCUGACGGGAAGCCCUGCCCUGCCCACCAGCUCUCUUCUAGCUGUCUCCUGCCCAGGCGCAGGCUUCGUCUGGCUCACGCCCCUCCUCCGGGUGGGUCGCACAGGUGUGCAGAUAUUUUGUACCUCCGCCGAUGAUUGUACAUAGUGUAGGAAAGUUAUUUAAGCCUCAUGCUGUACAUUUCUGUUCCCAGACCGGAUGUGUGUGUUCUGAGAAACUGUCAUAAAUAAAACAUGAGUGACCGCUG